GCGCUGGCUGGAGAGUAAUGUUACAGAGCGGAGAGAGUGAGGAGGCUGCGUCUGGCUCCCGCUCUCACAGCCAUUGCAGUACAUUGAGCUCCAUAGAGACAGCGCCGGGGCAAGUGAGAGCCGGACGGGCACUGGGCGACUCUGUGCCUCGCUGAGGAAAAUAACUAAACAUGGGCAAAGGAGAUCCUAAGAAGCCGAGAGGCAAAAUGUCAUCAUAUGCAUUUUUUGUGCAAACUUGUCGGGAGGAGCAUAAGAAGAAGCACCCAGAUGCUUCAGUCAACUUCUCAGAGUUUUCUAAGAAGUGCUCAGAGAGGUGGAAGACCAUGUCUGCUAAAGAGAAAGGAAAAUUUGAAGAUAUGGCAAAGGCGGACAAGGCCCGUUAUGAAAGAGAAAUGAAAACCUAUAUCCCUCCCAAAGGGGAGACAAAAAAGAAGUUCAAGGAUCCCAAUGCACCCAAGAGGCCUCCUUCGGCCUUCUUCCUGUUCUGCUCUGAGUAUCGCCCAAAAAUCAAAGGAGAACAUCCUGGCCUGUCCAUUGGUGAUGUUGCGAAGAAACUGGGAGAGAUGUGGAAUAACACUGCUGCAGAUGACAAGCAGCCUUAUGAAAAGAAGGCUGCGAAGCUGAAGGAAAAAUACGAAAAGGAUAUUGCUGCAUAUCGAGCUAAAGGAAAGCCUGAUGCAGCAAAAAAGGGAGUUGUCAAGGCUGAAAAAAGCAAGAAAAAGAAGGAAGAGGAGGAAGAUGAGGAAGAUGAAGAGGAUGAGGAGGAGGAGGAAGAUGAAGAAGAUGAAGAUGAAGAAGAAGAUGAUGAUGAUGAAUAAGUUGGUUCUAGCGCAGUUUUUUUUUCUUGUCUAUAAAGCAUUUAACCCCCCUGUACACAACUCACUCCUUUUAAAGAAAAAAAUUGAAAUGUAAGGCUGUGUAAGAUUUGUUUUUAAACUGUACAGUGUCUUUUUUUGUAUAGUUAACACACUACCGAAUGUGUCUUUAGAUAGCCCUGUCCUGGUGGUAUUUUCAAUAGCCACUAACCUUGCCUGGUACAGUAUGGGGGUUGUAAAUUGGCAUGGAAAUUUAAAGCAGGUUCUUGUUGGUGCACAGCACAAAUUAGUUAUAUAUGGGGAUGGUAGUUUUUUCAUCUUCAGUUGUCUCUGAUGCAGCUUAUACGAAAUAAUUGUUGUUCUGUUAACUGAAUACCACUCUGUAAUUGCAAAAAAAAAAAAAAAAGUUGCAGCUGUUUUGUUGACAUUCUGAAUGCUUCUAAGUAAAUACAAUUUUUUUUAUUAGUAUUGUUGUCCUUUUCAUAGGUCUGAAAUUUUUCUUCUUGAGGGGAAGCUAGUCUCUUGCUUUUGCCCAUUUUGAAUCACAUGAAUUAUUACAGUGUUUAUCCUUUCAUAUAGUUAGCUAAUAAAAAGCUUUUGUCUACACACCCUGCAUACCAUAAUGGGGGUAAAGUUAAGUUGAGAUAGUUUUCAUCCAUAACUGAACAUCAAAAAUCUUGAUCAGUUAAGAAAUUUCACAUAGCCCACUUACAUUUACAAACUGAAGAGUAAUCAGUCUACUCAAAGCAUGGGAUUAUUAGAAUCAAACAUUUUGAAAGUCUGUCCUUGAAGGACUAAUAGAAAAGUAUGUUCUAACCUUUACAUGAGGACUCUAUUCUUUAACUCCCAUUACCAUGUAAUGGCAGUUAUAUUUUGCAGUUCCCACAUUAAAGAAGACCUGAGAAUGUAUCCCCAAAAGCGUGAGCUUAAAAUACAAGACUGCCAUAUUAAAUUUUUUGUUGACAUUAGUCUCAGUGAAGACUACGAAAAUGCUGGCUACAGAUGUCUUUUCCCAUUUAUCUCAAUAUGGACUGCUCAGGAAACGAGACUUUCCAUUACAAGUAUUUUUAAUUAAUUGGGCCAGCUAUGAAGAUGCCACAUUCAAAAUAGGGUAUAUUUUCCUAUAUUAUGGUUUGCCCCUUUAUAAAUCCAAGUAGAUAGGAAAGAAGACACUUAAACUUUACAUCUCAGUAUGAAUUAUUCAAUUUAUUUGAAUGAUUUUUCUUUACAAAACAAACUCAUUAGUCAUUAUCUGCUUAGCAGUUUAGGGAACAAUUUGGCAAUUUUGUGGUUUUCGAGAUUAUCGUUUUCUUAAAGUGCCAGUAUUUUAAAAUAGCGUUCUUGUAAUUUUACACGCUUUUGUGAUGGAGUGCUGUUUUGUUAUAUAAUUUUGACUUGGAUUCUUUCCAUUUGCAUUUGUUUAUGUAAUUUCAGGAGGAAUACUGAACAUCUGAGUCCUGGAUGAUACUAAUAAACUAAUAAUUGCAGAGGUUUUAAA
Molecule: messenger RNA, 2313 nt
Organism: Piliocolobus tephrosceles (Ugandan red Colobus)
Lineage: Eukaryota; Metazoa; Chordata; Mammalia; Primates; Cercopithecidae
Gene: HMGB1
Product: high mobility group box 1
Exons: 5
Coding region: 171-818 (215 amino acids)
Biological process (GO): regulation of transcription by RNA polymerase II
Cellular component (GO): nucleus
Molecular function (GO): DNA binding
Source: RefSeq, a predicted model, not a curated record